GCUGUAGGAAGGAUUCAACCAGCGUGAUCAAAGUCUUGUUUAGUCCAUUUAUCAGUGAUUUUUCUGAAACAAAUCCUCAAAAUAUUAACAUAUGUAUUUAUUCAGGCACAUUUGUUACACAUUUUAAGGGGUUUAUGUGGUAGAAAUGCUAUAAAUUUCCUUCAAGAUGAGCAAAUCCGAAUCGAAAAGUGGUGGCAGCAAAGCCAAGCAGAAAGACAAAGAAAAGGAUUUGAAGAGACACUUCAGGCUCUCUCAUCAACUUGUUAGUCUGACUGGGAUCAAUUUCCAACGCCAGAGUAUCAUAGGGUACUCUGAGUUGACAAUCAUCCCUCUGAAGGACAAUUUGCGCUACAUUUACCUCAAUGCAAAACAGAUCCGAGUCUACAAAAUCGUUUUGAACAAUACCUAUGAGGUUCAAUUCCAGUAUUUUGACCCUUUCCUUGAAGUCUAUCAAACAGAUGAGAAUAAUGACAAAAAAUCUCUUGAUAAUUUCUCUCCAGCGCACUUAAAAGCAGCUCAAGCCACUGACAGCGACAGAGGACUUGGUGAGUUGCUGCUCCUUUUUCCUGAGGAAACUUGGCCACUUUUCCAAGAAGGGAGGCCUUUGAAGAUUGGCAUAGAGUUUUCAUUGGAAGAACCUAAGGCAGGACUUCACUUUGUCAUUCCUGAAGGCGAAGGCUCCUUGGCUGAGAGGGGGGCACACAUGUUUACCAGUGGUUAUGCCAACUCGUCUCGGUUAUGGUUCCCAUGCGUGGACACUUUUUCGGAGCCCUGUCCGUGGCGUUUUGAGUUUACGGUGGAUGAGUCAAUGAUUGCUGUGGCAAGUGGAGAACUGCUUGAAGUUGUGUACACACCUGACAUGAGAAGGAAGACAUUCUACUACUCAAUCACAGUGCCUACGGCUGCUCCACACAUUGGACUAGCAGUUGGACCUUUUGAGGUGUUUGUUGACCCUACUAUGCAUGAAGUCACCCACUUUUGUCUACCGGGAUUGAUGCCAAUUCUGAAGACCUCUGUAAAAUACAUGCACGAAUCGUUUGAAUUUUAUGAGGAGACUCUUUCAGCAAGAUACCCCUACUCUUGCUAUAAGCAAGUGUUCGUCGAACAAGCUGUGGAGGAUGUCCGACCAUACGCGACGAUGGGUUUGAUGAGCACUUAUUUGUUGCAUGGACCUCCAAUAAUUGAUCAAGUGUACCUAACACGUAAAUCAAUGGCCCAGGCUAUUGCUGAGCAAUUUUUUGGAUGUUUCAUCACCAUGGAGCGCUGGUCUGAUCUUUGGCUUUGCCACGGAAUCGCCACCUACUUGACUGGUCUCUACACCAAGAAGUGCUUUGGAGACAACGAGUAUCUUGACUACAUUCAUUUGGAAAUGCAAGAUAUUGUUAAGUAUGAACAAGAAAUGGGAGGCAUUGUUCUUGAUCCAUCCCAGGCUCCAGCACCUUUGCCCACUACCCAAGACACUGAGAACUCUCUAAGUGGACACCACCAUCACCACCACCACAAGCAUGGAAAGUCUCAUGGGGGCCCACAGGCAAACUCUCCAGUUUUCCAGUUUCCAAUUGGCAGUGUUCACACACUCAGUCCAAAGUAUUUUGAAAUUAUGCGAAAAAAGUCGCAUUUGAUUAUCAGGAUGCUGGAGCAGCGCAUUGGUCAUGAGCUUCUAUUGCAGGUAUUCAACAAACAGCUGGUUUUGGCUACAACUGCAAGCCAGCAAAAGAUGUACAACAUAUCGUCGGUGAACGCAUGGAGCCACAUGACUAUCUCUACCACUGUUUUUGCUAAAGCAGUCUUCACUGUCUCUGGCAAAGACAUGGAGAGCUUUAUUGACAGUUGGGUUCGCACACAAGGCCACGCGCACUUCAGCUUGCAGUUUGUUUUCAACAGAAAAAGGAAUACUGUGGAACUGGAGAUUCGACAGGAGAAGGUUGGAAACAGUGGCAUUCGUCGCUACAUGGGCCCACUCGUUGUCGCUUUACAAGAGCUGGAUGGCACAUUCAAGCACACCCUGCAAAUUGAAGGGAACGUUGCAAGGGCUGAUUUGACGUGUCAUUCAAAAUCCAGGAGGAACAAGAAAAAGAAGAUCCCUCUUUGUACUGGCGAGGAGGUAGAUAUGGAUCUCUCUGCCAUGGAUCCUGAGUCACCAGUCCUCUGGGUACGCAUCGACCCUGAGAUGACUCUGAUAAGGGCAAACAAGGUGCAGCAGCCUGAUUACAUGUGGCAGUACCAGUUGAGGCAUGAAAGGGAUGUCACUGCUCAGUCAGAGGCGAUUGUCGCUCUCGAGAUGUACGCAACUCCUGCCUGUCGACUCGCCCUUACCGACACAAUUGAAAACGAGCAAACUUACAUCAGAGUUCGCCUGAGAGCUGCUCACUGCCUCACCAAAAUUGCAAACGCAAUGGUCAGCAGUUGGGCUGGGCCUCCUGCAAUGCUCGCCAUUUUCAGGAAACUGUUUGGCUCAUUUUCCUGCCCGCAUGUUGUCAGACAGAAUGACUUCACCAAUUUGCAACUGUAUUUCCUGCAGAAGACAAUACCAGUGGCAAUGGCUGGUCUGCGAAAUGCUCACGGCAUUUGCCCUCCUGAGGUCAUUAGGUUUUUGUUGGACCUCUUCAGAUUCAACGACAACUCCAAAAACAGAUUUUCUGAUAAUUACUACAGAGCUGCUCUGGUUGAAGCCCUUGGAGCAACAAUCACGCCUACAGUGUCCAUGCUUACUUCCAAAUCUGGUGGCAUAACAUCUGAAAGUUUGACUGGAGAAACCAAAUUGGUGGUCGAGGAAAUAACUAGGUGUCUCAAUCUGGAAAAACUGCUGCCUUGCUACAAGAUGCAAGUGACAGUUGCUUGCUUGGGAGCGAUCCGAAAGUUGCAAAAGUUUGGUCACAUCCCAAGCUCUCCAGCUAUCUUCCGCUCAUACGCCUCAUAUGGCCAGUGCCAGGACGUUCGACUCGCUGGUUUGAGAGCGCUUAUUGACUACCAGAGAGUUGAUGGGACCGCUGAAGACCUGGAGUUCUUGCUGGACAUUGCUGAAAACGACCAAGAGCCCAGGAUUAGGCAUGAGGUGGUGAGAAUGCUGAUCGACACGCCACCUUUUGAGCUUGCCUCUGGAAGCUCUGUAGACGCGCCUGCUCUUGCAUCAAGGUUGUGGAACAAUAUCAACCAAAACUUGCAUUUUGACUCCAAAUUGAGAUGUGACUUUGUUGAUUUGUACUAUGCACUGUAUGGUAUGAGGCGGCCACUGUGCUACACUGAAAACUUUGCCCUCAGUAAACUGGCAACGAAAAGAGAAGCUGAGGGAGAUUUAGCACCAGAUGGAGAUAUUAAAAGAGCCAGAUUGUCUCCAGUUCUAAUGGAAGAAAAUCAAAUAGUGGAAUGCGUGACUGUGGAAAUAGAAGCUAAAGACCAGCCGCAAAUCCCACCACCUAAGAUUGACAGCAAUUACUUCUCUGACAACUCUCAGUCACUGCCAGGAAUGUCUGGCAACUCUCAAGGUCCAACUGGAUUUUUGCCAGGAAUGUUUAAAGAGGAAGGCUCUGGUGAUAAGCACGGGAAGGAAGACAGCAAGUCCAGCAAGAGCAAGAAAAAAAAGAAGGACAAGAAAAAACACAAGCACAAGCAUAAGCAUCACAAGCACAAGAGCAAAGAUGCUAGUCGUGAAGGGAAACACUCCAGGCCCGACUCCCCAUCCACUCCUUCGAACACUAAAGAUGAGACCCUGAGCUCUGGCAGUUCUUCCCCUUCUCAGGCAUCACAGGAUGUCACUUUUUAAGCCGCAAAGUACUCGUUGAUUUUGCUGGGAAGACCUCCAAAAUCAACAGUGCCGACGGCCAAAGCCGCCGCACAGGACAACAAAAAUACCGUGGCGCUGAGCAGACGCAUUUUUGUCUUUUGACCUAUUAUCGCCUGAUGCUGUUCUAUUUAUAUAUUUCUCAUAUGUAUAGUAGCUCAUCCUGAUAAGAUUAUUUCCAUCAGUUUUUGUUAUUCUCUUUGCAAUCUUGAAACAGUAAUCCUAUCUAUGCCAUUUGCUUGUUAGAUUAACCAAUUUCUCAACGCUCAAUUUUUAUCUUCAGAAGUGAUAUUUUUUAAUAAAAAUUGAAACAACAGCCACAAAAUAUUAACAGAGUAAUUUAUUCUCCGCUCUCAUCAGAUCCAACUUCCGAACUCUCCUCCUGGGCAUCCCGCUUUCUUCUCUCUGACGUGGUUUUAGUCUCAAUACCGAGUGAUUUGCAUUUUGUGUCGUCAGUGUGUACUGAAGUAACAAUCUCGCAAACAAGAUUGUUCCUGCACUUCUCGUUGCAACCUUUUUCCAUUGAGGUGUCGCCCAACUUUACAUAAUACCUAAAAAUUCACCAACGACCACGUGAAUAAUUGCUUCAAAUUUAAAUUGAAUUUAGCGUCAACGUUAAAAUUAUAAUUUUAUAAAGUCAUCAAGAGGUUACUAACCCGUAAUAUUUAUUCUGCAAAUCGACGUCCUUAACCAUUUUCUGGACUAAAUCAUCAAGGUCCUUGGGGUGGAGUGACGUCACACCGAACGCUUCUUUGAAACUGUACAAUUUCUUCCAGCUUGGCGGAACCUCGGGUCCUGCCAGGUUGGCCUCGGUCAGAUUGUAGUACCAUGUUUCGUGGUCAAGUACUCUCUGAAAUCAAGUUUCCGUCAGACUGCGAAAUAUUUUCUUUUUGGGAUUACUUACAAACGUUGAACCUUCUCUGAUGCCGUCAAUUGUGUAAAUUCUGUAGUUAGGGUUGACAUCAGCGUAGGCCGUCGCGCCUCCACCAAUAAAUGCCACACUCGUCGCUCUGGCAGGGUUUUCUAGGUCGUAGUACACGUUGAAGUGGUCAUUAUGCGUGUGCCCGUGGAAUUGGGCGACCACUGUGUGCUCAAAUCUGAUUUAAUUUCACAACGUUCAAACUUAAUUACUUGAACUAUUUGGCAAAGAGCAUUUGUAUUUUUAACGUUAACAAUAUUUUACCACAGGCAAGCAAAAAAUUACUUGAAACUUAAUUAUAUUACUUUUAAAAUCAAAAUUUUGCAUAAUUCAAAUGAACCUGUGAAUGAUUUUCCUGUACUCUUUGCUCCAUAUAUCCCAACAACUGCCGGAUCCGGAAGGUAUGUGAGCCAAAAUGUGAACUUUCUUGUUAGCCUUCUCCGCUUCCAGAAGUUGCUCUGCAAGCCAUUGCAGUUGGCCUGUAGGAUCUUUGUUGUCGUACAGGAGCCACCUAGGUCAAAGGUUUUCUUUGGCUUCUCGUUUACCAUACAAGCUUCAAUUACCAGUUCAAGUGAUAACAAUAAUUGUUAUUGAUGGCAAUGAUGACAAGGCCGGGCUUGAUUUCAUAUUUGUAAAAUCCGCCCUUUUUUAUCGACUCUCUCGAUUCAAGAGUCAAGUCAGGAAGCCACAUCUCAACAGCGAGUUCGUACACCCAGUUUGAAGAUAUUUCUUCAGGGAUUUCAGGAUGUUGACCAGAGAACCUAACAAUAAAUUCUUGAACUGUCAUUUCUCCCUAAUUGGAUACCCUUACACAUUGACCGGGUGGGCUUCAUGGUUACCUAUGAUGGGCAGAAUGGGAAUGCUGAAUGUUUGCUUCAGCUCGGCCAUCACCGUCUUGAUCACUUCAAUGUUCUUCUCCUUGCUUGUUGCCCAAAGGAAGUGAUCGACAAUGUCACCAGUGAAAAUCACAUAGUCAAGAUUCUUAAAGUGAAAAAUUUAACGUCAAUCCUAAACUUGGUUUAUAUGCAAUCAUCGUGUACUGGUUGUUGCGUUGCUGCGUGUUUGAUGAUGUCUUUGAAGGCAUGCAUUGGCGUGUCGCAGUUUCUGUAGUCGCCCCAAUAGCCAGCCUUGUCACUUUCCUCCUUUGGCUCUCCCUGAUCUUUGUGACAGCACAUCGGUUCAUCGCACUGAGCGUUGGAACCAGGGCUGUAUAGUGGAUCGACGUGCAGGUCUGUAAGUUGCAACACUCUGAGCGUCGGCGCGUCCUCCUAAAAUAUUACGAUCAUAUUUACAUAAAUAUAUUAAUAAUUUUCCUUCACUGACUAGCUUCUCGCUAUAUUUUACAUGAAUAUUAAAAUAAUUUCCUCUCUCUGUGCAAUAUUAAUUUUCAUUAUAUUCAUUACGAAAAUGAGGUUAAUGGUAAAAUUCAGUUUAAACUGUUUCCGCAAAAAAAUCAACUAUUUGCCGCUUCUUCUGAAAUCGUUCUUGACUUCUGUUUUGACAUAACGCCAAAAAAUCAAAUUACGCUUGCGUAAAUAUACCUUUGGAAAGCCUCCCAAUCAAAAAUGUACUUACUGGUACUGGAGGUUCUUCUGAAAGUUCAGGCUUUGCUCCGGUGAAUUCAAAAUCUAAAGCCCAUGUGUACUGAGGCCCUUUUAAUGGACAUUGUGGGAAAAGUGCAAAUCCGCAAGCACCCUCUGCCGUAAUCGGAUCGUCUGUUUCCUUUUUCUUUUUGACCAUCCAAAUGAGCAUAUCCUACCAAUAUCCAGCGUAAAAUUAUUAUCACCGUAGAAACAAAACAAAAAUUUGGAUUACUGCGUGUGCCUCCGCAAUUCCUCUGCAGAUAUGCUCCUUUUGUAGGUCCAUUGUGACGCAAAAUGUGACAACUCGUUCGACCAAUUCUUCUUUACUCACGCCAUCAUUGAUCCAGGUCAAAAUGGUGUUGGAUGCCAGGUAGCACAUGCUGCAACUCAACUGAAUAUUUUUCCAAUGAGAAUAUACAUUCACAUGAAACUACAGCCUACCAUCAUGGGAAUCAAGGGGGCCAUUUUUAAUGGACCAAUAUAGCGCCUGAUUGAUUUCAAUUAGUAUGGGCUGCAGAAUUGCUGCCCACGGUGGCAGUAUACUGACUGUGUAACUUUGUCGUUCCCAUGGGCAGCUUUUUUACCGAGUUUCCUGCCGUGACGCUAGCCCUAGUCCCUGGUACCAACAGUUUUCAAUAUUUACGAGUUUUCAAAACAUUACAGACCGCACGCUAAACUGACAAUUUCAGACGAUAUAGUAGUUAACACGCGAUUGUUUUUUAAGAUAUUGCUGACUGUGUUAGUGGCACGAACCUUAAAAAAUUCAACAAGGUCGCUUGUCUGUUUACUGUGAAGACGAUUAAGCAUUCUUAGGAAUAGAAAACUAUUACAAACAGUCAGUGCGUUUUCACAACCAGAAAGGCUUUUUCCCUUGUCACCGCUAAGACUUCCAAUAAUUUUUCCACUGGUAUAGGUUUCACAAUGUCUUCUUCCAUUAGCAAAAAAUAAUUUAUUAUGCUUCUUUGUAUCAUUCAAAUUUGUGAGAAUUUUAAAUUAGAUUUUAAACUAUUUAAUACUCACUAUUCCUUCAUACUCAGCGUCACUUGGUUCCUCCUUGCCAGGUUCUGCUCUCUGUAGUCCAGUUUUUGUCCUUAUGAAUCCCCUAAUUUUUGCGCUAUACUCAAUGGUAUUAACAAGGCCGUCGUAGUAGUAGAAAUUCUUGCCCUGAGAAAUUGCCGCAUUUUGUAGGUAUCUGUUUCGGGACAAACCGUAUCCAAAUACUCGUUCAAAUAAGAAAAAGCAAAACAGUAAAAGUGAAAUAUCCAUUUCUACUGCCCAUCCGUGAGUGUCAACGGCCCUCCUUUGUCGACCUUAUUUAUUCAGCGGUAUCAGGGUCUGUAAUUAGCAUAAGCGAGGCCUAAUGAUAACGUUGAGCGUUUUCUUUUUUUUUUAAUUUCAAGUUAACUAUAAAUGGAUAAUUUAAAAAAUGAGGAAUUCUUUAAGCAGCUGCGACUUGCCUUUAAUUACCGUGAUAACUAUAAACAUGAACGGCAUUUUUAUCAGUUCACUGCCCAGACCAAACUUGCAAUUAAUUUCUUUGCAACCUGCUUAAUGCAUAACUUUAGAAUCGUUUAAACUAAUUCUUAAUAAUAAUAUUUUUCAACACUUCUCAUCUCUAGUAAUUCUAAAACGGUGGGAACUAAGUUUCUAUAAUUUAAAUAAAGAUAAAUUAUUAUUUUUGCACAUGAUGCAGGUAAUCAAUUUUUUAAUUGCCAAAACAGUUAUACAUGAUAUUAUUGCGGCGGCCAUAAUUCCUCGCAUUUCCUCAAGUCACCCUCCAACGUUUCGACCAUCCUGCAAAUAUAUCCUCGUUGGCAAGCUUCAUCACAAACACCUAAGCUUGGGUCAGCCAUUGACGCGUGGAAUCUGUAAUUUACGUUAAACUUAAUAUGAAUACGAGAGUUACAGAUAUUAGCUAUUUUAGAUUGAAAUAAUAAACAAUCUGAAAUUUUAAAUAUUUUCAUCACUGUUCGUUGUAGUUACUGUAAUUCUUAAUACCGGUGAUAUUUUUCUAUCAGGGUGGGGUCGCUGAUCAUUCGUUGUAUCAGUAAAUCAAGCUCUGUUGGAUUCAAUGCCUUGGUACCAAACUCUUCAUUAAAGGUGUACAGUUUGCGCCAAUUUGGCAGCACAUCUGGUCCAUUUUCAUUCGCUUCGGUCAAAUUGUAAUACCAAUUUUCGUGGUCCAAAACCCGCUGCAAAACUCAUUAAAUGAAAUUUUCGCCAACCAGAAAUUUGAGCAUACAUAUUGACUGCCAGGGUACGGUCCCUCGAUUGUGUAUACACGGUAUUCAGGGUUUUUAUCGCUAUAGGGGGUCAUGCUGCCUGAGAGGAAAGCAACUCCACUUGGUCUAGAAAGGUCCUCAGGGUCGUAAUAGACAAAGAAUUGAUCGCUGUGGCUGUGGCCGUUGAACUGGGCGGUCACUGUGCUUUCGAAUCUGCCGAUUUUCUAACGUUUAAGAAUUUAAACUGAAAUGUUUGGUAAAACCUGUCUAAAAUCUUUUUGAACUCCUUUCCCCAGGUGUUGACACAACUUCCUCCUCCAGGGGGAAUGUGUCCCAAUAUAUGGGCCUUUCGUCCUUGCGACUCAAGCGCGGUAAGCAAGUUGGCCAGCCACUUCAGUUGACCGCCAGGGUCUUCAUUUUCGUACAAAGUCCAGCUAGAAAAAUAACCAGGUGUUAGAUUGUAAAUUUCAAGUUUAGUUCUUACAAGUUGUAGUUAUAGCAAAAAUUGUUGUUAAUUCCAAUGAUCCAGAGCUCGUCACUAGCCUGCGUAGCGUAAAAUCCUCCACUAAGGAUGUCGUUGUGCGUGUCAGGAGGUAGCCAUUGCGACCACGAGUCUCUGGCCGUUUCAUAAAGCCAUCUACUAGAAACAUUAUCUGGGAUGGAAAUAUCUUGCUCAACAAACCUGAAAAAAAGAGGCGGUUAAAUAGGCACAAUUUUCAAUUAAUUAGAAUGCGCGCGUCUUACUGAUUUAGAGGAUGGGGCUCGUGGUUGCCAAAAAUCGGGUAAACUGGUACGCUAAAGACUCUGGCCAUCUCUCUGAAGGCGCUGGUGAAUAGCUCAGUGUUGUACUCUACGGAAGUUUGCCACACGACGUGAUCAGGCGUGUCCCCAGUGAAAAUGACAUAGCUUAUGUCCUUCAAAAUUAAAAUAUGAUAUUUAAUCAUCUUCAUUUCAAAAAUCCACGUGUUGAUUUAUUGAAGGGAAUAAGAACCAGGAAAUUAUACCGGAUGGGUGUCCCUGAUGUGCUCGAGCAUGUUGACAAAUGAGUGCCAUGGCGUGUCACAGUCCCUAUAGUCACCCCAGUAGCCAGAGGCUGCACUCUCGUUGGCCGGCAGACCUUGGUCAGCCCUGCAGCAGGUUGGCUCGUCGCAUUCGGCGUUGGAGCCAGGCGCGUAGAACAGGUCCAGGUGAAGGUCGCUGAUGUGCAGCACCUUGAAGGUCGGUGAACCUACCUAAAAGUUCAUCUCGUUCAUUAUGGAACUCUGCAAUUUUAUCUUUUGGUACUGGCGGGAGUUCUGGAAUCGUGAUCGGUGGUUUGGGGCCAGCUGAAGAGAUAUCUACUGUCCAGUUGAAGGCCGGAUUGUCCAAAGGACAAGAGGGGAACAUAGCCAUCCCGCAGAUAUCGGCAGCUCUGACUUCGCGAUUUGCAACAAUGAAAAGGACAAUGUCCUGUUAAAUUUAUUUAAAUUAAUUCUGUUAAUGAACAGCAUUUUGGUCGCUAACGAUAUUGCUCUCGAUCAAGCCGCGGCACACAUUCUCCUUUUGGAUGUUCAGAUCCAGGCAAAUGGUGACUGCUCUUUCGACCAAUUGCUCUCGCGUUUCUCCCGCUUCAAUCCAGCCAAGUACCUGGUUCACUAGGGUGUCGCAAAUGAGACAAGUAAUCUGAAAAAGGUCGAGUAAAAUGUUGUUUCUCAUCCAAAGCAACGCAAUCAAUCUGUGUUUUUAAAUUUCUGUAUGAAAUGUGCUGCCGCCCCAUAAAAAUAUUGAUCAAGGCUACCAUUGGCUUAGUGAUUAUUUAAUUUAAUUUUUGGGAUCUAUUCCUGGCUGCCCAAUGUCAGUUGGUUAGUUAAGUGACUCGAAAUUCUCAAAUAGCUCGUCUGGGAGGCGCCGAUUCGCCUUCUACUAGCUGGCUUUCGCACUUUUCCAGCAGCUGUAAGGGCAUAUUUUUGACGUUUAAAACCAAAGACUUUGGUGCGGGGUAGCGGAAAGAUGGCCACAUUUUAUCCGCUCGGCGAUGUUAUUGGGACUCGGUGAGCUCAUACUCUCAUCAGAUCAGGUAUAAAAAACUCAAGAUUAAUUAGGCAGAAACACAUUUAGAAAAAUCUCAUCCUGUUAAAUUCAUCUCACUGGCUCUCGUUCUUCUGGCGAGAUCAAAUCUAAAAACGACGGGUCAAACUUUGGGGAAGCUCCUUUCCACAUGGUGCGCAGACUGAUGAGGUUCAAGGCCUCUUCGAGCUUCACGCUCUUCCUGCCUGUCAGGAAGAAAUCGUCAUACUCUUGAGCGAAUUGACCAAUCUUGUCCAAAAUAUGGCCAUCAUUCGAGGCAUUGCUAGUGGACACGACCACCAGACCCAGCACACACAGCACCUGGAUCAACAUCUUUUAGAAACUGACACCUUGUGGGUCAGUUUUUAUGUGAUGCAAACAAUACAAUCAGAUAAUUAUGUACCCACACCUAUCAUGAUUGACGAUUCUUUAUUAGUGGUACACACACAUGUCAAGUCAUUAAUCAUCCGGUUAGAGUGUGAUCAUAUGAAGUUAUCUUGCACAUAGCUGGAGUGACCUUGCUUUUACAGCGAUUUUUUACAUUUUAAAAUAAUAUUAAUCACUUACAAAGAUACUAGCUACAGAUAUAAUACAGAUAUGUUCUGUGAAAAAGGAGACAAUCCUGUUAAGUAUUUGUUCAUAUGUAUUACAGAAUUGGAAAAAAUGAGCAUAUAUUUAAUUUUUUUCAAAGGUCAAGGGUACAAAUACAAUAGGACUUUUGACAUUUGAAGUUGUUGUAAUUGCGGUCCUGAUUUAAAAUUUUUAUUUUCUCUGAUUGCAGAUUAAUCAGCCUGCAUUGUACGUGGUGAAGUUAGCGGAUCGUCCAGAGUAUUAUUGUAAUUUAAUUCUUUGUAAAAUAAAGAAAUGUUUGGUUGCA
Messenger RNA from Cloeon dipterum, 11428 nucleotides. RefSeq names its product TATA-box binding protein associated factor 2 (gene Taf2). Gene Ontology annotation, molecular function: RNA polymerase II general transcription initiation factor activity; metallopeptidase activity; transcription cis-regulatory region binding. Gene Ontology annotation, biological process: transcription initiation at RNA polymerase II promoter. The coding region runs from base 167 to 3763 and encodes 1198 amino acids. Gene Ontology annotation, cellular component: transcription factor TFIID complex. The transcript has 22 exons. Lineage: Eukaryota; Metazoa; Arthropoda; Insecta; Ephemeroptera; Baetidae. The record is from RefSeq and is a predicted model, not a curated record.